AUGGCGCGACCCCAGAACUCCCCGAUCCUAGCUCAGCUGCGAAACGCCAAAACGUGCCCCGAGCAGUCGACAGCUCUACAAGCUCUGAAGAAUGAGAUCGUCGGACACCACCAGAAGAAGGAGACGUGGGUCAGCCUGGGUGUGCUGGAGCCCGUUAUAAGGACCUUGACCUCGGCUCGUCCUGCGGCCAAGUCGAGCACAAGCAAAGAUGCUAGGCCACAGGCGUCGGGCCGCCGGCCUCUGUCAGAGGAGGACAACGUGAGGCUGCAAGCUUUGCAGAUCAUCACAAGCUUCGCCAAGGGCGGCCCUCCCUUUCUACCGUCCGUCCACGCCUCCCGAGCCCUUCCAGCCAUCCUCGCAUGCACAUCUCCCAAUGCCAACCCGCCGCAAAUCGUCGUUGCUGCUCUCAAGGCCGUUAGCGGCAUUGCAGAUGCAGCUGCUCUGGCAUCGCCGUCAUCAGAGCUCGAUAGCCUUGCUCUCGCCGACGCAAUAUUUAUGUCCCCGUAUCAUCUCGAAUCUCUAUGUCUUAUACUUGCUUCUACGUCAUCAAGCCGCUUGCUGCAGAUUCAGGUUGAGCUUGUGGCCAGCCUGGUGUCUCGCAUCUGCACAGAGGAAAGGCAUCAACAGGCUCUGAUCCAGUCUGGUGUUUUAGAUAUGCUCGCGUCCCGCUUGGCCAGCUUCGCCGUCAGCCAAGGCCAUGUUGUUCCAGGAGCUGAGGCACAGGCUUACAGCGAUGGGUUGUAUGAAGCUUUCCCUAAAGAAGCUCCUCAUGGAACACAAAUUGGUCCUGUGCUUGCGGCGGUCGCGGCCAUCCUUGGAGAGUCGAAAUACAGGGCAACUCGGCUCAUCAACUCUCCCGCCAUCCUUGCUGUUUUCCCUUCCAUUGCCGUUGAAACCAGCGGUCUGAGCGGCGCCAAAAUCCAGGGCUCGACGACGGUCAUGGAUUACUUGCUGCCUCAGGUCCCCCCUCCUUCUUCCAACGCUCGUAGUCCACCUCAGUCUCAUCACCAUUCUUCCACUAACACACCAGACCGUCCCGAAUCACGAACUCCGAGUCAAACGCCCGGCCUUAGGCUUGUCUCUCCUGCUGUCUUGGAGUCGGGUUUGGACAACUCAUCUGAUGAGGUCGAGAGCCCUUUCAUCCCCUGGCUGAUUAUACAAGCCAGGUCACUAUCUGGCUAUGGCAGACUCAUGGCAGUCACUAUUCUGACAGCACUCUUCAAAGCUGGACUAGGACGCAAAGGAUGUAGAGAAACCAGUCUUGGCAUGCUAAUCGUGCCAAUUCUCCUCGAUUUGAUCACGAAAAACGACAAGGACGAGGCUGAAUCACAGAGCGCCUUUGAUGAAACCCAGCAUCUGAUUUUAGAGAAAGCACCGGCAACAUUAGCCCGUCUCAUCACUGACAGUGAACUGCUCCAAAAAGCUGCUUACGAUUGCGGUGCGGUCAAGACGUUGACAAAACUUUUGAGGCGAGCUUAUCGCUCUGUACCCAUCUUAGAGGCGACGAAAUAUUGGUCUCCCCAGCCUGAUACCGAUAUGGAUGUUGAAGGUCCAUCUGCAUCUUCACAAUUGGGGCAGCUUGGCCAGGAUCCGCUGCUCUCGCAUCGCGUAAGGCUAAGAGAAUCGACACUCAAAGCCAUCGGCGCCGUAGCUUCUGGAAAGGAAGAUUAUAGGAAGGCCCUGGUCGAAGAAGACUUUAUUCCCUAUGUUAUGGAGUCCCUAACUGAAUACCCCAAACGCCCCAAACAAAUCAAAGACCGGCUCAAGGAUAAACCCAGCGGAGAGACUGAACAACAGCCCAACGUCUCAUCAGCAUAUGGCGCCAAUCCAUUAUCCGUCAUCGUCGCGGCGUGCCAUGUCAUCAGGAUGCUCUCGCGAUCCAUUAGCAUAUUGCGAACGACUUUGGUUGAUCACUCGGUUGCCAUGCCCGUCUUCAAGUUCUUAAAACACCCAGACGUUGACGUCCAGGUUGCUGCCACAGCUGCCAUUUGUAACCUAGUUUUGGAAGCCAGCCCAGUCCGCGAACUAUUGGCCGAAAAUGGUGUUAUGAAGAUCCUCUGCGAACACGCCCACUCCGAUAAUCCUGCUCUGCGGCUUAAUGCAUUGUGGGCCCUGAAACACCUUGUUAUUGCUGUGAGCUCCGAUCUAAAGCGAUCUUGCUUGGAGCAACUUGAUCCUGAUUGGUUGGUACAACUUAUUUGUGAUGACGGUCAGGGCGCUAUUUCAUAUAACACUCAGCCUGGCCAGCCGUCGGGUGAUGAUGUUGAUGUUGAUGUGGAUGAAGAGAUGGAUGCGUCGCCCUCCGACGAACAGGUGAGAUGGAUGUUUGCAGCAAACGGCAAUCCACAAAAGCUGGAUGCUUCGAGAUCAACCAAGCUACGCCAAGCGGAAGACAAGCUCGCCAGCUUGCGUGAAAAUGAGCUCAACUCGCAAAGGAGAUCCCGCAACGAUGAAGUCGCCGUUCAAGAACAAGGUCUAGAGCUCAUCAGAAACUUGGUAGGGCUCGGGGUGGGCGCCUCUGCGGAGUCACCUUAUGAUACGACAGAGAUGAUUGAUUACCUGUUUAGAACCAUUGGGCAAGAUCGGCUCUUUGACCUGUUAUCCUCAAAGCUACAAGCCAAGGUGCUCCAUCCCUUUUCUCGACGGGCGCCAACGCCGGGACAGGAGACAAGACUCAUCCACCCUCAUGCGAAAAUCAUCAUCCCGGUAAUUUAUAUCUUGGUCCACAUAGCGGCCAGCACACACCAGCAUCGACAGCUGGUUGCUAGGCAGACAGACCUGCUCAAGCUGCUCUACCAGCAGAUUGGCAAUCGAGAUAAGGAGGUCCGUGUCGCCGUAUGUCAUUUCAUCAUAAACCUUACAGGUCACGAUGACGAGAGUUUGCAAGAAUGGUCUAUGAGGGCCAACGAAUUGAAGAAGCUGGGAUUCCACACCAGAAUGGAGUUUCUCAAACACAAUGACAGAGAUCUCGACGUGAGGGAACGCGCCAAAACGGCAGUGUACCAGCUUGAUAAGGCGAUUGCUUAUUAG
Trichoderma atroviride IMI 206040 is the source of this 3030-nucleotide messenger RNA. RefSeq lists its product as uncharacterized. NCBI's taxonomy places the organism in Eukaryota, Fungi, Ascomycota, Sordariomycetes, Hypocreales, Hypocreaceae. Gene Ontology annotation, biological process: proteasome-mediated ubiquitin-dependent protein catabolic process. Gene Ontology annotation, molecular function: protein binding. The record is from RefSeq and is a predicted model, not a curated record. Gene Ontology annotation, cellular component: GID complex.